Molecule: messenger RNA, 147 nt
Organism: Histoplasma mississippiense
Lineage: Eukaryota; Fungi; Ascomycota; Eurotiomycetes; Onygenales; Ajellomycetaceae
Exons: 3
Coding region: 1-147 (48 amino acids)
Source: RefSeq, a predicted model, not a curated record
AUGAAGGCUCAAUACAUAGUCAUAGGCUUGGACGCCCUGGAGAUUGCCAAUUUCCCGGUCAUCGGGCGUGGCGUCAGAACGCUGCAGCAUUUCAAGCCACCCUUGUCUGUUGAUGACAUCUUGGCUAUGUAUAUUCUUCUUGUCUAA